Messenger RNA from Magnusiomyces paraingens, 468 nucleotides. RefSeq lists its product as uncharacterized. NCBI's taxonomy places the organism in Eukaryota, Fungi, Ascomycota, Dipodascomycetes, Dipodascales, Dipodascaceae. The record is from RefSeq and is a predicted model, not a curated record. The coding region runs from base 1 to 468 and encodes 155 amino acids. The transcript has a single exon.
AUGGCCACUUCCAUUUUCAACAACAUUGUUUUCCCCUACAUCACGCUUGGAUUGGCAGAGCUCAAGGCUCAUGUUUUCCCCAUAAUUCAAGAGGCUUUUCUAAGCGAAAAUGCUAGCUUUCAGUCAGCUCUUUUCCUGAUUGUUGUUUUGUUUCUUUCAUGGCUUGUUCUGUUUAGCGCAAUACGUGCUCUUUAUCGCAUUGCUGUUUCAAUAGUACAAGUGGCCUUCUACGGUGCGAUUCUAGCCUUCCUUGUGUGGAUUUAUUUUCGUGGCUUUGAUAGCGCAUACAAAGAUAUCGCAACCUUUGUCGGUUCGUAUGAUCAACAAACUAGUGGAUGGGAAAACGCACUACAGGACUACACCAAGGCGCACUUUGCAAGGUCCGCGACAACAGUGCUCAAUCACCAAACUAUUGUUUAUCCUGUGUAUGCAGCAGCAACCUCUUCAGGCAAGCCGCCUAUUUUUUAA